UAGAACACCGACGACCAAUCACCAUGACGCGACCGCGUGGCAACCACGAUGUUUGCCUCGAGUCUCCCCUUCGAGUAUUUACCAGCAUCUACUUCGGCGAUAUUCACAAUGCUAGCAAACGCAUAAAUAUGCACAGUGUGCUGGCUUAACGAUGCAUACGCACAGCUAGACCAAAGUCAAUUGACGAAUGGAGGCGUUUUCACCACGAACGAGAAUCAGCAUGGGUGACCCAGUCGACGAGCCUUACGAGCGCUCACUACCUGAUCUACCUCCUACAGCGGGUAGUCGUCUCCCGAGCCGAAUGAGAAAAACACGAGGCAAGCGGGAUGAACGCGAACAUUCUCUCUCCGUUCGAGACCUCGAGCGCGCCGUCGAGCAAUGGCAAUGGGAGGCAUCUGAGCUGCGUCAGCUGUUGGACGACGGUGCCGACCAGUUGCAGAGCGAGAAGAAGCGUUCCGACGAGCUUGGACAGCAGCUGCGGGAGUCGGACGCCAAGGUCAUCGCGCAUGAGGUUGCGAGGCAGAGGUCGGAGAUGGAGAUGGCGACGCUGAAGGAAGAGACGCAGCGAUACAAGAUUCAGCUCGAAGUCGCUUUGCGCGAGAUUCAAGCUGCCCAGCGGAAUAUCGAUAACGCUGAUGCGGACCGGGACCGGGCUGAGGAAGCUGCGGCUCGAGCGAGGGAUAGGGAGAGACAGCUCAUGCAUACGAUCGCUAUGCGGGAUGCGCGCGAAGCUGGGUUGAGAGAAGGGCGGAGGGAGGGACUGAAGGAGGGCAUAGCGCGUGGCAGAGCCGAGGGGAGAGCUGAAGGCAAGUUAGACGAACGAGACCGUGCCUACCGCGCGUUCGAUGACUUUCUCGAGCGUACAUGGCCCGACGGAAUCCCCGACGACAUGGAGACCCCCGAACUCCGGUAUAAAAGCACCAGCCGCCGUGCAGAGGGAGGGAUGGUGGGCAGCGAGCCCAGAGCACGUCCUGCACAACCAGCCUACGCCAUAUCGAAUCGCGUCACCUCCCCGCCCGAAGGGAUGCAUAUGCGUUCGCCUGUACGCUCGCCUGGUCGAUCGGUUAUUAGAUCUCCUAUACCUCCCCCCCGGCCGAUUCCUGUGAACGUCCAACAGCCGCAGUUCGUCCCUGCGGCAGUGCCAGCAUUUGCACCACCGAGCAGGCGAGCAUCUACCGCCCUCCAGCUCUCGCCUGGCCAGCAGUUCAACCCUCUUCCAGUCAUCCCCGAUGUGCCCCGGCGUUCUCCUAUGCUGGCACCCACAAACCUGUCAAAGCCGAUGAGCAUCUCACCCACCCCGUCUCGCCCACACACACCCAUGCUCGACAUCCCCGAUGGGUACGUUCCAGUCAUCAGAGAAAACGAGUCAAUCAGUCUUCCCCCACCACACGAGGUCCAGCCUACACGUGGUGUCCUCCCACAGACGGAAGCCGAAGCCCAACGAAUGGGUGAGAAGUCAUACGACUUCUCCCGCGCCCCGAGCAGAGCACCUAGCCGAGCGAGCAUGCGUGCAGUGCCUCUUCAGCCUAUGGACGACAUCGUCGCGCCUCAACCGCAAGGCGCGCUCGAUCCUGCAAGGCUUUCCAACGGACUGUCGGCUUCCCGCCCGGGCUCACGAGCUGCCAGUCGGCCAGUCAGCGUCGUCGCCCCUGAUGUGGGGCCCGCUGCCCAAGUCAGGGCACCAAGUCGUUCCGCAAGCUGGUACGACCCACCAGGUGUUGACCCAGCUACUAUACCUCUCCCAUACUCGACAGCUCAAACGGCCGCGAUCAGUCCAGGAAACACCGGCUAUGCUCCCUUAGGCCGUACACCAUCAGCCGUGAACUACCCCCUACCGCCGUCGGACAACCGCACGCAGUUCUCUCACACCCCCGCACAGACGUACGCAGAGAUGAACAACUCUUACACCUCUCGGCCUGCAUCACGUGCCCCGACGGUUGCAGGGAGCCCCCUGCCGCCCCCUGAACAGGUCAUGUUGGGCGCAACGCUGUCCCCUCCCGGCCGGUCUGGGAGCCGGCAAAGUGCGCGUGCUCCUAGUGUAGCUGGGACGCAGUACCCUGCCCUUCCACCGGAAGAGGGUACGGUAUGGGGUAGCUAUGAAAAUACGGUUGAAGGGCGUCACAAUACUCGAGCACCAAGUGUUCGACCAGCGAGUGUACGCCCACCUGGAACCAACAGGACCAAUUAUCCCCCGCUGCCGACAGAUGGGGAGACUGACUAUGGAAGUCCACGGGAGACUUUUGCUGGGAGGAUGUACAGCAGAGCCCCGAGUGUGCGCCCGGGCACAGGAGGUCUGACGUACCCGCCUUUGCCGCCCGAGGGGGAUACGAUGUGGAACGACAGCUUGACGUAA
Messenger RNA from Dacryopinax primogenitus, 2353 nucleotides. RefSeq lists its product as uncharacterized. The record is from RefSeq and is a predicted model, not a curated record. The coding region runs from base 188 to 2353 and encodes 721 amino acids. Lineage: Eukaryota; Fungi; Basidiomycota; Dacrymycetes; Dacrymycetales; Dacrymycetaceae. The transcript is spliced from 2 exons.